Thlaspi arvense is the source of this 357-nucleotide messenger RNA. The record is from the annotation of a GenBank genome assembly. Lineage: Eukaryota; Viridiplantae; Streptophyta; Magnoliopsida; Brassicales; Brassicaceae.
AUGCAGAUCUUCGUGAAAACCCUCACCGGAAAGACCAUCACUCUCGAGGUCGAGAGUUCCGAUACGAUUGACAACGUCAAGGCGAAGAUCCAGGAUAAGGAAGGGAUUCCCCCGGAUCAGCAGCGUCUCAUCUUCGCCGGGAAGCAGCUCGAGGACGGACGCACUCUCGCCGACUAUAACAUCCAGAAGGAGUCCACCCUUCAUCUUGUGCUCCGUCUACGCGGUGGGAUGCAGAUCUUCGUGAAAACCCUCACCGGCAAGACGAUCACGCUGGAGGUGGAGAGCAGUGACACGAUCGAUAACGUGAAGGCUAAAAUUCAGGACAAGGAAGGUAUUCCCCCGAUCAGCAGCGUCUGA